AUGCCCGAGUUGCAUAUUAUCGGUGAGAUUAUGAGUGGCCAUGACUUUGUCGGUCAGAGCUACUUCUGCAUGUUCGAGUUCGUCGUCGGUGAUCAGUGGCAUGCAGUGGAGGGUCGCACAAGCGGCUGCACGCAUAUCAUGUCCCCAGGUAGCGCUGGCAUCACGUGGAGCUUUCCAAUUGACGUUCAUUACGUUUUUACGAGUGUGCAGGGCUGGCCGAAGAUUUCCAUUCAGGUGUGGGAAAUGGAUUCAUAUGGUCGAAGAGACUUGGCGGGCUAUGGCGUCGCCUACAUUCCGACGCCGAACAGUAGCAAAGAAGAGGAGGUAGAGAUCGCUACGUGGAAGCCGGUGGCGUGGCACCCUAACUUUUUCGUGCGCUUGUAUAACAGCAUUCGCAUUGCUCUGAUGGGUGGUAACCCGGUCCUGCGAGAUAAUUAUCUUAUUCAUACCAACGAUCAACGCACGCAGCUACACACAAGAAGUAGUGGUAUUAUUCGCCUGCAGCUAAACAUCAUCUCUAGAGGUAUGAAGCAAGCCAGCUUGCACUGUAAAUAG
Phytomonas sp. EM1 is the source of this 555-nucleotide messenger RNA. The record is from the annotation of a GenBank genome assembly. NCBI's taxonomy places the organism in Eukaryota, Euglenozoa, Kinetoplastea, Trypanosomatida, Trypanosomatidae.